GCCCGGGCGCUGGGGACGCGGGGCGGGCGCUGCGGGGGGUUUUGCCACUCGCCCCUUGCUCUCCGUGUCUUCGUCCCGCCAUGCGUGGCGUGGUGCGGGCGCUGGAGGGCUGUGGGUGUUGGAGCACCGCGCUGCGAGCCCCAGCCCCGCUCCCUGGGCUCUGGGUGCCGGGUGGGCCUCAGGAAACACGCUGAUCCCUUGAGGAAUGUCAGGCGUGCUGGAGCAAGCGAGGGCUUGUCGUGCCGCCGGCUUAGUUUCCCUAAUUCUGCGUCUGCUUGAGAUUAACGGCGUACCCCGGGCUCCGCGUGUGCCUGUGUAAGAGAAGCUGCAGCAGCGUGUCCUUCGAUGUGCCGAGGAGUGCCUGCGGCCGGAGAGGAGCAGCCUGGCGCGGCAGUGCCCGUGUAGAUGACAGUGUCGGGGCGAGAGCUGCCGUCCCACCGCAGCGCUGCCCGGGCCGCCACCGCCAUGCCCAAGCAGGAUGAUGGCAAGAAGCUGCCCUCGGAGAUGGCGCCGGACCAGCGCUGGAAGCUGCAGGUCUUCUACCUGUGCUUCUACGGGUUCAUGACGCAGAUCCGGCCCGGGGAGAGCUUCAUCACCCCCUACCUGCUGGGGCCCAACAAGAACUUCACACGGGAGGAGGUGACCAACGUGAUCACGCCGGUGCUGAGCUACUCCUACAUGGCGGUGCUGGUGCCCAUCUUCCUGCUGACAGACUACCUGCGCUACAAGCCAGUGCUGGUGCUGCAGAGCCUGAGCCACAUCUCCAUCUGGCUGCUGCUGGUGCUGGGCACCUCCGUCCUGGCCAUGCAGCUGAUGGAGUUCUUCUACGGCGUCACCAUGGCCGCCCGCAUCGCCUACUCCUCCUACAUCUUCUCCCUCGUCGCCCCGUCCCGCUACCAGCGCAUGGCCAGCUACUCCCGCUCCGCCGUCCUCCUGGGCGUCUUCACCAGCUCGGUGCUGGGGCAGCUCUGCGUCACGCUGGGCAGCGUCCCCUUCCUCACCCUCAACUAUGUCUCCCUGGGCUUCGUCACCUUCGGCCUCCUCCUCACCCUCUUCCUGGAGCGGCCCAAGCGCAGCCUCUUCUUCAACCGGCCCGAGGCGGCCUGCGACGGGGCUGCGCCCACCGAGCUGGACAAGAUGGCCGGGGGGAACGGCGGCAGGGCGGCGGGGGGCUGGCAGGAGAUGGUGCUGUGCCGCAUGCUGCGGGAGGUGUGCGCCCUGGCCAAGCAGUCCCAGCUCCAGCUCUGGUCCUGCUGGUGGGUCUUCAACUCGGCCGGCUACUACCUGGUGAUGUACUACGUGCAGAUCCUCUGGAACGAGAUCUACCCGGCCAGGGACAACCGCCGGGUGUACAACGGCGGGGUGGACGCCGCCUCCACGCUGCUGGGGGCCAUCGCCUCCUUUGUGGCCGGCCACGUGAAGAUCCGCUGGGCGCUGUGGUCGGCGCUGGUGAUCGGGUUGGUGACGGCCGUCCAGGCGGGGCUGCUGAUGCUCAUGAACACCACCAGCAACAUCUGGCUGUGCUACGCUGCCUACGUCCUCUUCCGUGGCUCCUACCAGUUCCUGGUGCCCAUCGCCAUUUUCCAGAUUGCUACCUCCCUUUCCAAAGAGCUCUGCGCGCUCGUCUUUGGGGUCAACACCUUCUUUGGCACUGUGCUGAAGACCAUCAUCACCAUCAUCGUGGCCGACAAGAGGGGCUUGGGCCUCUCCGUGCAUCCCCAGUUCUACGUGUACUUCGGCUACUUCACGCUGCUGGCAGCAGCCUACCUGAUAGUGGCCAUCGGUGUGGGCAUCCAGCACAGCCGCCACGCGCAGCCACCGGAGCCAGUCCCCGCCACAGCUCCGGUGCAGGAGAAGAGCCCAGAGGCAGACGCCACGGAAGCCUGAGUGUCAGCACCCAGCCGGGCAGGACGGACGGAGAGAUGGAUGGACGGGCUCCCUUGGCAUGGCGCCUGGCCCUGGUGGCGGGUCGUGGCUCGGUAAAUGAGUGUCACCACCACCAGCGUGUGCUUUGCCUCCCACCACGCUGGUGGUCCUGAGGAUGCAGGGACCCACCUUCUGCCCCAGCUGCUCCGUGGGGCCGGGGGCUGUGCUCCUGCCCCGAAUUGGGUGCAGAGGAGGAUGCUGGCGUGGCGCAGAGCCAGCAACCAGCCCCGAGGCUUGUUCUUCCCACCCCUUUUUGAGGCUGACACGGCCUCAAACACGACCGGAGCAGAGGCAGGGUGCCCAGGGCAGCACCACCAGGUACCACGUGAGGGGAGCGGUGGGGGCCCAGGGGGUCCCGGCCACCGGCUCCCCAUCGUCCUGCAGAGCUGUGUGGAGCCAGGCUACAAGAGGAUAACGUUUCUUUAUUCAGUGCCUUUAGAAAAUGGUUUAUGGGACACAACGGACAAAAAUAUAAAGAUCCACAGGCUUUAAAUUGCAUUAAUUACACAAAAUACAGUAGACUGUAAGAAAUAGAGGCCGUGUGACUCGCACAGCUUUUAUGGUAAUAAUUUCCAUACAAUAAUAUAAAGCUAGUUACAGAU
Molecule: messenger RNA, 2528 nt
Organism: Cygnus olor (mute swan)
Lineage: Eukaryota; Metazoa; Chordata; Aves; Anseriformes; Anatidae
Gene: SLC19A1
Product: solute carrier family 19 member 1
Exons: 6
Coding region: 406-1887 (493 amino acids)
Biological process (GO): folate transmembrane transport
Cellular component (GO): plasma membrane; basolateral plasma membrane; apical plasma membrane
Molecular function (GO): folate:monoatomic anion antiporter activity; folic acid binding
Source: RefSeq, a predicted model, not a curated record